UGAAGUGUGAAGAAGGCCCACGUUUGGAAAGUGGGUGAGGAAGGAAUGGCAGAGUUUUGGCUCAUUUCAGUUCCACUGGACAAAGUCAGUUCACAGUCUUUGGAAAAGCUUAAAAGGGCCACAGUCAAAUCCAGCCUAGGAAGCUACUUCAGAUUUCACAUCCCAGAGCUGAAGGUAGGAACACUGGAUGUGUUGCUCAGCGUGUCCGAUGAUCUCUCCAGACUUGACUCCUACACAGAAGAUGUAAUGCGAAAAACAUCACAGUGUAUGGCUGAGCACAUGGAGCAUUGCGGUGACAAGUUCAUGGAGAACGUUCUGUCUAAUGGAGUGGAUCUGACCUCAUAUAUGACAAAGUUUCAGUGGGACAGAGCCAAGUAUCCCACUGCCCUGGCGCUUAAACCUCUCACUGAUCUUAUCUUCAAGCAAGUGGCCCAGGUCGAGACGGAGAUGAAGUCUCGUAAUGCUGCAUACAGUGAUGUAAAACUCAGUCUGCGAUCGCUUCAGGAUAAAAAUGAGGGAAGUCUGCACACCAGAUCUUUGACUGGCAUUGUGAAAAAGGAGGAUUUGGUUCUCAACUCUGAGUAUCUCACCACUUUACUAGUUGUGGUGCCCAGGUUAGUGUGUUAGCAGUGGGAAAACUCUUAUGAAUCCAUGUCAGAGUUUGUGGUUCCUCGCUCCAGCAGGAAAUUGCUAGAGGAAGAUGAUGCUGGGAUUUUCACUGUGACGCUAUUUAAGAAUGCCGUCAGUGAAUUCAAAGCCAAUGCCAAAAAGCAUAAAUUUGCAGUGCGAGACUUCAGCUUAGAGGAAGUAGAGAGGCAACAACAGGAGAUGGGCCGCCUCAGCAGUGAUAAGAAAGAACAGUAUGGAAUAUUUGUGCGCUGGCUGAAAGUGAAUUUUAAGGAAGUAUUUGUGGCCUGGAUCCACAUUAAGGCCCUUAGAGUGUUUGUUGAGUCAGUCCUCAGGUAUGGCCUCCCAGUCAGUUUCCAGACUCUCCUGCUCCAGCCACAGAAGAAGCAGGUAAAACGACUACGAGAGGAGCUCAACUCUGUAUUCACACAUCUGGACCCCAUGACUAUGACUGGAAAACAGGAAGUGGGACUUGACAUUGCAGAGGUUAACAUAGGACAGCAGGAAUACUACUCCUACAUCUAUUACCCAAUCAGCAUUAACUUAUUGGACUCCAGCUAGCAGACACAGAAUAAACAAAAAAACAGACUCAUACAUCAUGCCCAUGUGACUCAGACAAGGCUCUCAAAAUGGCAAAGGGCCUUACAAAGACGAAUGUAAUGGAAAAAUGUGAACAUCAACGUAACACACACACACAAUACUACACACUUCCCCACUGUGUAGUCAAGCUAAAAGUAACAAUUUGUAUUCUCCUUAUUGUUUGAUGAUGUAAAUAAGUGUAAAUAAUCUCAAAAUGACUAUGCUGCAUUUAGAAAACCAUUGUACACUAGUAUAUUUAAUCAUGUUUUAUUUAUGUUAUUGGAAUCUGUCAACCCCUUGAAUGCUUUCUUAAAUCAGUUUAUACACUCUUCCAGUCCCGUUUUUUUUUUGUAAUUAUUUUUGCUCUUCCUUCAAUAGGAAAGGAAGAAAGGAACACUAUUAUAAGAAGGACAGCUCCUGAACCUCAGGGUCUAAACCUAAGUGCAUCAGGGCUUCUAUUGCAGGCAGGGAGUGAAAGAAAAUUAAUAACAAUCAUUUAAUAUAACAUGCUUCCUAAAUAUUUGGUAUUUGCCAGAAUAUAGAAACAGAACUGUGUAUUUAAAAAAAAUUGCAUACA
Tachysurus fulvidraco (yellow catfish) is the source of this 1783-nucleotide messenger RNA. RefSeq names its product ATPase H+ transporting V1 subunit C2 (gene atp6v1c2). Gene Ontology annotation, biological process: proton transmembrane transport. The transcript is spliced from 12 exons. The record is from RefSeq and is a predicted model, not a curated record. Gene Ontology annotation, cellular component: vacuolar proton-transporting V-type ATPase, V1 domain; lysosomal membrane. Gene Ontology annotation, molecular function: proton-transporting ATPase activity, rotational mechanism. Lineage: Eukaryota; Metazoa; Chordata; Actinopteri; Siluriformes; Bagridae.